AACCCGGAACAUCGAUGUUAUUUAUGCCAAGUCUUGCGAAAAGCACUUGAAGUUUGAAUGGAAAAAGUACUCAGCCGCAUUUAAUAUAAUAGUGUUCCUAUUCGUCUUUAAGUUGAUAGCUCUAAACAUUCAAUAAUUUGUUCUGUCAGUGUCAUCAUCUUCGUAAAGGCGAGGAAAUCGAAGUGUCUGGGAUCAAUGGCAGAAGUAUCUUUUUUUCUUCGAUUUGCACUUCGUUAUGGAUCACUUAUGAUAGGGUGCAUAUAUGCAAUAAUGGCAGUCUUCCGCGUACUUGUAGGCGUCGUAAAGAAAGGACCCCAGACAAUAUUUUUCUCGAAGAGACGACCGCGUCCCCCGAGGUGCAUGCAAGAUCCAGCACUAGGUGUAAAUGGAUAUGCCUAUUUGGAGAAUGCUCGUCUGCAUUAUGUGAGCAAUGGCAGCGAGGACAAGCCGCUAAUGUUGCUGGUGCAUGGCUUUCCUGAAUUCUGGUACUCCUGGCGAUAUCAGUUAAAGGAGUUUAGUAGCCAUUACAGAGUGGUUGCUGUAGACCAAAGAGGUUACGGAGAUUCAGACAAGCCCAGCAGUGUAUAUGACUAUCGACUGCCUAUGCUUGUCAAUGAUCUGAAGGAGUUGAUCAUUGCACUUGACUACAAGAAGUGUGUGUUGGUUGGUCAUGACUGGGGUGGCAUUGUCGCUUGGGCUUUUGCCCAGACUGUUCCUGAUAUGGUAGAGCACUUGAUUGUCAUGAACGCACCAUCACCCCAUGCCUUUUUAAAUCAUGCCUCAAACAGUCUCAGCCAGCUGAAGAAGUCUUGGUACUUUUUCUUUUUCCAAGUACCUUACAUACCUGAGCUGAUUAUAAGUUUGCUUGACUUUGAUUUCUUAUCAAAUGCCUUCACUGGAAAAACCAUGGGUGUUCGAUCAGGCAGUGUGACAGAGGAUGAUGUAGAGGCAUACAAAUUCACCUUCCAGCGUAAUGGUUUGACAGCACCCAUUAACUUCUAUCGAGGGCUUGUGCGCUAUCCAGAUUUUGCUUUUUCCCGGUUACAAUCUCUGCAAUCCAAAGUUAUGUGCCCAACACUCAUCAUCUGGGGAUGCAAGGACGGGGCACUGGAAAAGGAACUGGCUGCCCUUUCUACAGAGAUGGUGGCAGGGGAGGUAACUGUCAAAUAUAUUGAAGACUGCAGCCACUGGACCCAGAUGGAUAGACCUGAACAGGUCAACACGUUUAUUCAUGAGUUUCUAAAGCAAAACUGAAACUAUGGACAUGCAGAAAAAUACCUGUUGCUAAAGAAGACCAAUGUCCUAAGAAAUAUAUAGGCAUGGCUAUGAUGUUUUUCCUUGUGCCUCAGAUUUCUUUGGCUCUUGGACAGUAAAUUCUUUUCUCAGAGACAACAGAUUAAUCACAUUAAUGCUAUUUUUAUCUUCUUUAAAUAAAUAUGAAAUGAAUUUAAAGACAUUGUAAAGAUUAUUUUUUUUAUAUAUAAAAUCAACCAUUUCAUCAACAUUUGAGAGAUCUGCCAACUUUUAAUCACAUUUGUGAAUUUGAAUGGAAUUUUUUUAAUCACAUUCUGCAGACAUGUUAUAUUGAAUUGAUAACAUUUGUUUUUAUGGAUGUUAUGGAUAUUAAUUAUGUCUGACAAACUGAACAAGUCAUUUGGCAUUCUGAAGAAGUGCGGUGUAGUGGAACAAAUUAUUUUACUGAUAAUAUAUAUACGUGAUCUUCAAUUUUGAGAUCUCUAAUUGCUAUCCCAUAGUUGAGAUUUGGCAUGAUUAAGUUCUAUGGAUGAUUGUACAUGAGUGAUUGUUGUAUGUGUAACAAUGGGUGAGAGUGAAUAAAAAUUUAUUUACUUAUAUAUAUAAAAGUUUCACCUGCUUUAAUUCUUAUUAUUUUUCUUUAUAAAAGACAUUCCCUUUACUUCUGGGGAGCCAUAUAUUGUUUUUCUUCUGUGGCUGUUUUGACAGCCGAUAUUGUUGUUAAUCAGUAAAUCUUAAUAAAAUGCGUACAAAGUUGAAAU
Molecule: messenger RNA, 2015 nt
Organism: Pomacea canaliculata
Lineage: Eukaryota; Metazoa; Mollusca; Gastropoda; Architaenioglossa; Ampullariidae
Product: epoxide hydrolase 4-like
Exons: 6
Coding region: 196-1254 (352 amino acids)
Molecular function (GO): hydrolase activity
Source: RefSeq, a predicted model, not a curated record